Naegleria fowleri is the source of this 975-nucleotide messenger RNA. RefSeq lists its product as uncharacterized. The record is from RefSeq and is a predicted model, not a curated record. Lineage: Eukaryota; Heterolobosea; Eutetramitea; Acrasida; Naegleriidae. The transcript is spliced from 3 exons. Bases 1 to 975 code for a protein of 324 amino acids.
AUGUCUUGGCUUGUGGUAGGACUGAUCUUCUUGGCCCUGCUUGGAUUGAUCCAAUAUAUUAGAAAAGUCAUACAACGAAACAAGAUCAAUGCUCUCAAGAGCGAUUUACGAAAGAAGUCUCGAUUGAAUAUUGUCAUUACAGGUGGAUCCAAGGGACUUGGAUUUGCUCUUGUCAAGGAAUUCAUUCUUUCAAAUGAAAAUAACCAUAUUGCCUUUUGUGGCACUUCACCACAAUCCGUCGAGAGUGCAUUCGACCACCUCGAAAAAGAAACAGGUCUCAACAAACAAGUCCUUCAAAGAAGAGUCUUUGGCAUUGAAUGUGACAUUUCCAAUUAUGAUCAAGUGAACACACGACUCAUUCCUUUUGUUAAGGAAAAAUUAAAUCAUCACGUCGAUGCUUGGAUUAAUAAUGCAGGAAGUGGUGAAAGUCGAAAGAAAUUGGAAGACAUGACACGAGAUGAAAUUGAAAGAAUUGUCAAUGUGAAUACUUUGGGAACUAUUUAUUGUGUGCAGGCAGCGAUUAAAUUUAUGAAGAAUCAACCUGGAGAUGGAGGACAUGUAUUCCUCAUGGAAGGAUUGGGAAGUGAUGGUCGACUUUCUCCAGAAAUGUCCAUCUAUGGAAUGACUAAAGCAAGUUAUAGACAAUUUGUGGGUACUUUGUGUGAAGAAACAAAAUAUACCAAAGUUGGAAUUCAUCGAUUACAACCAGGAAUGGUCAUUACACGAAUGCUCAUUCCAGAUCAGCACAAACUUACUAAUAGUGUGAAACGAAUUUUCAACAUUUUAGCAGAAGAUAGAGAUGUGGUGGCUCGUUAUUUGUGCUCUUCCGUCUCUAGAACGAGAGGAACCAACACCUAUUCUCCCUUUCUAACCACAUGGACUAUUUUGUAUCGUUUCGCAACUUUCUUUGCGAGAACGAAUCGAUUUUUUGAUAAGGAUGGAAAUUUGAAAGAAAAGUAUGCCAAUCAGUGGUAA